Molecule: messenger RNA, 1377 nt
Organism: Myotis lucifugus (little brown bat)
Lineage: Eukaryota; Metazoa; Chordata; Mammalia; Chiroptera; Vespertilionidae
Gene: CD96
Product: CD96 molecule
Exons: 13
Coding region: 1-1377 (458 amino acids)
Biological process (GO): inflammatory response; cell-matrix adhesion
Source: RefSeq, a predicted model, not a curated record
AUGGAGAGCAAGGAAGGUGCUGACACAACUCCUAAUCUUGAGGAAAUAAGGAUCCAUGUCUUUUCCAUCUUAUGUUUUGUUACAGUUACACAGGAAGAAUGGAGAAGCCACAAUACAAUAGAAAUAGAGAUAAAUCAGACUCUGAAAAUACCAUGCCUUCAAAAUAUCUCCUCGGGAAUUUCAUCUGAGUUCACCUUUGCAUGGUUGGUGGAAGAUAAUGGAACUCAGAAAACACUUUUCACCCGGGAUCACCGCAUCAGCAAAUCCACAUUAUUUAAAGACAGAGUCAAGCUAGGUGCAGACUAUGGGCUCUACCUCUCUCCAGUCCAAAUCCACGACGAUGACCGGAAGUUCUCUUGCCACGUUAUAGUCAGGCCUGGCAAAAUCUUGAGGAGCUCCACCACGGUCAAGGUUUUCGCUAAGCCAGAAAUCCCCAUGAUUAUGGAAAAUAACUCCAUGGAUGUCUUGGGAGAGAGAACAUUUACCUGCUCACUGAGGAAUGUAUUUCCUACAGCAAAUCUCACAUGGUUUAUAGACAGAAGUUUUCCUCAAGGUGAAAGAGAAGAAAUAUACAUUACAAAUGAAGAGAGAAAAGACAAAAGUGGAUUUUUGAACAUAAAGUCUGUUUUCACAAGGGUGUAUGGCAAUGAACCAGCCCAAACAAACAACCUGACCAUCUGGUGUAUGGCUCAGACUCCAGUGCCUGGAAAUAAAAUGUGGAAUAUCUCAUCUGAAAAGAUCACUUUUUCCUUGGGCUCAGUAAACCCUCCGACAGAUCCUGCACUAGGUAUUACAGAAUCUACCCUUGGCACCCAACCUUCUCCAGCCAACAACGUAUCUCCCACAGGAUAUCUAGCUACGUCUUCAAUGGACCCUAUAGAUGUGAGCACCCUGACUCCAAACAACACACCUCAAACAAGCAAUUCCAGUGUGACUACCCAAGGCUUCAACUACUCCUGGACCUCCAGUGGGAAAGACAUCAAAAACUCAGCUUCAUGGAUGCCCAGUGAAACAUACAGUCCAUUCCCCUCAGGUGCGGGCUCCACACUUCAUGGUGAUGACUUCAUCAGCACAACCAAAGAAUUUCCAGAAGUUCCCACAACUGCCAAUAGAUCUACUAAAAAUAAUGACAUCCAUAUCACUGUUAUUGUGGCUAAGAAGCCCAAAGAUGGAACAUCCUGGCCAGUAUUGGUAGCAGCUUUGCUCUUUUUAUGCCUGGUAUCAUUUGGUCUUGGAGUGAGAAAAUGGUGUCAAUACCAACAAGAAAUCAUGGAAAGACCCCCACCUUUCAAGCCGCCUCCACCUCCCAUCAAGUACACUUGCAUUCAGGAGUCCAUUGGAAGUGAUCUACCGUGUCACGAGAUGGAAGCACUCUAA